Molecule: messenger RNA, 1510 nt
Organism: Daphnia pulex (common water flea)
Lineage: Eukaryota; Metazoa; Arthropoda; Branchiopoda; Diplostraca; Daphniidae
Exons: 5
Coding region: 124-762 (212 amino acids)
Source: RefSeq, a predicted model, not a curated record
UAGGUAUAAAACGCCCGUAGAAAUUACACUUAACUGUCAGUUGCUUUGAAAGCACUACUAAAGAAACUGAGUGUCUCUACAUUUUAAUUUUGUUUUUAGAUUCGGCCAUCAAUUCAAGUCAAGAUGUUCCUUAGAUUCCUUAUCGCUGUAAUCUUGCUGAGUAUCUGUGAUCGUGUUUUUGGCGCCAGUGUCAACAUCACAGAUUCCUUGUUGACUGUCAAAAACGCCACCAAGUUAGACAACUCGACGAAACCGCAGAAUGAAAGUUUUCUUUCCAACAUGAAGGUUCGAGGCUCCGAUUUAAAGCUGAAGAAAUUAGGAUUUAAUGUAACCGAUGCCUUAGCAGCUGUUAAUUCGACUCUGAAUUCGACAUCUGAUUCUUCACUAUUGAAAAAUGCAUCAUUGGGAGGCCGUGCCAUGAAGGUGCAGCAAUUGUUAAAGCACAAGCUUAAGGCCAACGCGACUCACGCCAAUGUCUCAAACACCUCGUCGCAUUUGAAUUCGACUAGCAAUUCGACAUCAGAUGCUCUGCAAAUGAAAAAUGCUUCUAAAAUUGUCGAACGUGGGGUUUUCGUCGUCAUGUUUGACAGCAAGCAGGCAUUGCUGGAUAUUGCCAAUAAUACUUCUGAGGAUGCAAGUGACGCAUCCGAUUUAUUCUCACUGCUGACCAACUCCUCGUCAGUGAUGAAUGAGACCGAGUCUGGGCAAUUGUUGGAUGAAUCCAACAAUUCAAACAGCUCCGCUAGCCUAGGUGAGCUCUGAGUUCUUUUUCAUCGCCACUUUCAUCCAAACAAACAACGCCGCCGUCAUCAUCGCUUACGGGUGUUUCUCCUCGGUCGUCAAUGGAAUCCGCUAUUGAACCCUCAGAAUCCCUGCUAUUGUAUCCCUGCUAUUGUUUUUUGCUUUAGCUUCACGAUUGAGUUCUGCCAACAGCAACGAUGAUGCGUCCAAACUCGCCCCAAUUCAUGGAAAUCGGCAAAGAGUCCAGCUCCUUUUCCGCGACCGAUAUUAUUCGGACCACCCUUGGCGUGAUUCUCCAGGUAAUCUUGGUACAUCCUUAUCUGCAGAGGCGACAACUUUACUGACACGACGUGUUAGUGAACUUCACUAGCACGACGUGUCAGUGAACUAACACUACGUGUUAGUGAACUUCACUAACACGACGUGUUAGUGAAGUUGUCGGAACUGCAGAUCAAGAUGUACCAGUAUUACCUGGAGAAUACGUACGUAUUCGUGCUUAGGAGGUAUUAAUUGAGUCAGAACGGCGUAAUUUAAGCGUUGCACGGAAUCUUCGAGCAAUUUGUGCAAUACAUAGGCUCGUCGUUUCAUAAUCCAAUUUUCGUCAUGGAAAUCGAAUUUCGCUAAUUCUUGUAUAAAAUUAUGAUCCCUGUAAAAACUUGUUUUAAAUGUGUACAGAAUUGUAUUUUAAAUUAUUAUAUAAAUCGCAUCCAUUAAAUCCAAUCUAAAUAAUGGUAAAUAUAACUUGCACUAGUCAAUACAUUAUUAACAA